Durio zibethinus is the source of this 1715-nucleotide messenger RNA. Its product is annotated as patatin-like protein 7. Gene Ontology annotation, biological process: lipid metabolic process. Lineage: Eukaryota; Viridiplantae; Streptophyta; Magnoliopsida; Malvales; Malvaceae. The record is from RefSeq and is a predicted model, not a curated record.
CAUCCAAUUCCGUUCCCUUUGUUUCUAAAACUUUCCUUCUCAUAUCUUCCACUGUUUCUAAUUUUUUAUUUUCGUCCAAAAUGGCUCUCCCAAUGAACCAAGUCGACAGCCUUACUAACCAAAUCUUCUCCAUCCUUGAAAACAGAUUUCUUUUCGGUUACCACAAUGUCAAUGCAAUGGAAUCUGGGAAACAUGUAACUGGGAAAGUAAGAAUCCUUUCCAUUGACAGUGGCAGCUUUUCCGAUGGUAUAUUGGCCGCCCAAUCCCUCCUCACCCUCCAAACCUUUCUCCGUCAGAAAUCAGGAAAUCCCAAUGCCACCAUUGCCCAUUAUUUCGACGUUGCUGCUGGCUCCGGAGCUGGUGGAAUUCUCGUUGCAUUAUUAUUUACUCGCGGUCAAAAUGGCGCCCCCAUUUUUACUGCCGACCAGGCUCUUCAUUUCCUCGUAAAAAAUCGUCGGAAACUCUUCCCCUCAUCGCCUCAAGGAAUAUUCCGUCAAUUUUUCCGUUCAUCAAGGGUACAGAAACAACUGUUGACCAAAACCUUUGGCGAGCUGACUUUGAAAGAUACGUUGAAGCCGGUUUUGAUACCCUGCUAUGAUCUUUGUUCCCACGGGCCAUUCUUGUUUUCCCGCGCUGAUGCAUUGGAAAUGGAUGGCUAUGACUUCAAGAUGAAGGACGUGUGUUUUGCAACGUCGGCUGAUCCGACGGUGGUGGGAGCGGUGGAAAUGAGAUCGGUGGAUGAGAGAACGAAGAUCGUGGCCGUGGAAGGCGGGGUGGCAAUGAACAAUCCAACGGCUGCAGCGAUAACACACGUGCUAAACAAUAAGCAGGAGUUUCCGUUUUGUAAUGGCAUGGAGGAUGUUUUGGUGUUGUCUUUGGGGAAUGGAGAGUCGGGUUUCGGUUCCGACGGUCUUAAUCUCACUCCGCCGCAAGCAAGGUUUCUUAGAAUAGCCGGCGAGGGAGCUUCUGAUAUGGUGGAUCAAGCAGUUUCGAUGGCGUUUGGAGAAUUUGGUGGAAGCAACUAUGUCCGAAUUCAGGGGAAUGGCUCCAUCUCUAACAUUAUGCCUAAAAGUAAAAGGUCAAGUUCGGAAUCCCAAGUCCUGAUGAGCAUUACAAAGGAGAUGAUGGCACAAAGAAAUGUGGAGUCCCAUCUUUUCAAAGGAAAGAAGAGGAGUGAGGUGACAAAUUUGGAGAAAAUAGAGAUGAUUGGGGGUGAGUUAAUCAAAGAGCAAGAAAGGAGGAAAAGAAGCAUUCUGCCGACGGUGGUGUUGAAGCAACCGCAUCUACAAUCGGCAACGCCAAGGACAUCAUCAGCCUCAGCCACAACCAUAUCAACCCAAUCUUCAUCUUCAUCUUCAUUGGACCAUCACAAUCACAAUUGACAGCCAAAUUUCUUCACCUCUUUCUUUAUCUCUGAAUUAUAUAUUUUAUUACAAAUUUCUUCAUUAUUUUAUGCUAAUGCUGCCGCUCGUGGUAAAAUUAAUUAUAGUACGUAAUAGUAGCAAAAUUGAUUGGUGUCCCUCCGAGCUGAGCUGUAAACUCCACUUACCUACUGUCAAUGUUUUAGUAGGAGUAUUUUUUUUUUUUUCUUUUCAUUUUUGGGUGGUUGGGAAGAGCUUGCUUCCAUUGUAUUAUUGUAUAGUUGGACAUAUAUAGAUAUUUUAGUUAAAUGUUGCUGUAUGUUUACAUAUGGACUAUUUAUAGAAUCAAGAAAA